ACGAUGGUGAUCAUGCUAGACUCUGCAUGUUCAUUUGCUCUGGUAGUUGUAAACUGACCCACUCACUCUCUAUUUCCGAAUGACCCAACGGCCAUUCCCACCUUGAGCCCCUAAACCUUAAAAAAUAUUUUAAUGAUAUUUUUAAAUCUCUUAUCUCCAAAUUUAAAACCAAGUUACACAGAGAAAAAAUUCCCAAGAAAUGGCAAACAAAUCUCCCGUUUUCCCAAUGCCGGAGCCUCAACAUUUCAGCGACUACGGAUUCGACCCACAAAUCAACUACUUUCAGUUCUUGGAAGAAGCAAGAAAUCAUAAGCAAGAAACAGUACCAAAAUCCAUAGAUUCUUUACAUUUCAAGCUUCAAAAACCCAUUUCAAAAGACGAUCACUUCACCAAAAGAAAAACCCUCAAGAACAAGAAGAAAAAAUGGUGGAAAAAAGCUUUCUUGUUCUUGAAAUUCAAAUGGAUUCACAUUCAACACGAUGAAUAUGAUUUCGAAGACGUGCAUAAAGCCAGGGCUCGAGCGUUUCGAUCGUCAGUGUCGGGUCCAGUUUAUAUUACUGAAAGCUGCACAAGUGGAUCGAAUACUCCGUAUAGAGCUACGACCCGACGGCCAACUUCAGGGCCGAUUGCCGGAACUUUAACGCCGGCGAGAAGUGAUGACUUGGGGAUACCGUAUUUGAGUCUUAGAGAGCUUAACAUGGAACAGCAAGAGUACCAACGGUUUUCUACUUCUACUACGCCGAUUUAUUUGGUUACUUGACCAAAAUGGUUCGGUUCUUGAUGGGUUUGAUUCUGAUUUUCUUGAAGAAUGUUAUGGAACUGACCACCGAAUUGUGGGCUUUUGAUUUGAUUAAUUAGAGGGUUAAUCGUUGUUAAUUGUUUAAUCUUUUUGGUUUUCCUUUCAUUUUCAGCUGUGUAAAAAGGUGCGAAAAGGUGCUUGCUUUUGAUAGUUUCUUUGUGUUGCUCACUUUAUUGAUUUCUGCCAUUAAUGUGACUGAUCAGUAGCGGUUUGACUAUGUCACUACACUCA
Molecule: messenger RNA, 1030 nt
Organism: Mercurialis annua (annual mercury)
Lineage: Eukaryota; Viridiplantae; Streptophyta; Magnoliopsida; Malpighiales; Euphorbiaceae
Exons: 2
Coding region: 200-760 (186 amino acids)
Source: RefSeq, a predicted model, not a curated record